AUGGAUCCGACCAAUUACUACCAGACUGGUCCUUACGAGGGGAACAAUUACAGUCCUCCCAGCAUGAACGCCCUCGCUUUUGGCGAACCGACAUUCUCCUACCAUCCGCCCGACGAUCAGGAUGUACCUGAUGUGCCGAGAGAUGGGGCAGCUAAUCUAGCUCAACUGAACACGACAUAUCCAAAUCCUUCUACCUUCGAAGGGCAACGAAGCAUGGUUCACGUCCAUCCUUCGGGAGUUGCGAGUAACACUAGUGGCGAAUUGCCUACCAUUGCACAACAAUUUUCGAACCGAUCCAGUCACGAUACAGGUGGCAGCAGUCGAACGACCUUCAACAACAGCAGAGCGAACGAGAGAACACAAACCGUUAAUCAGCCUAGGAGCAGAAGCACGCCACGCAACCUAAGCCAAUUAGGCGGUAUACCCAAUGUACAGAGUAAUAUCGAGAAAAGACUCGGUGUCCUGGAAAGUCAGGUUCAGAGUUUGAAGACACUUGAGGACAGUAUUACGAAGAACCUAACUCAGAUGAAAGAUUUGAAAUCUCAGAUCGAGCAGAUCAUGACUCAGAUGUUUCCAGACUAG
This is a messenger RNA of Lithohypha guttulata, 582 nucleotides long. RefSeq lists its product as uncharacterized. Lineage: Eukaryota; Fungi; Ascomycota; Eurotiomycetes; Chaetothyriales; Trichomeriaceae. The record is from RefSeq and is a predicted model, not a curated record. Bases 1 to 582 code for a protein of 193 amino acids. The transcript has 2 exons.